GCUUCCAAUGUUCAUCUAAGGCUUCAUUAUUAACUGUCGCCACUUUUGAUUUAAAAAGCCCAGCAAUUUCAUUCUUCGAUUCACAUCUGGCUUCCAUUGCAACGUCUCAUUCUUCUUCUAUUUUCGCUGUUCGGAGAGUUUGUCGAACUUUCAUGGCUUCCAUUGCUGGAUCAAACUGUGUUGCUUUCAAAACCCCCGUCGUUUCGCCCAAGUUCGGAGGCUUUUCUAACAGGAAAGUCGCUCAUCUUCAUGUGAACCACCUCCGUCCCCUUUCGGGAAUUCACUGCAGAUCCAACAGUUCAUUCGGAUCCUCUGCUAUAAGAGCUCAGGUUGCCACUCUUGAAGAAGCUGGCACUGGAACUGCCCAAAAUGUUGAAACACCUGUUGUGGUAGUGACUGGAGCCUCCAGAGGUAUUGGUCGAGCAAUUGCAUUGUCUUUGGGUAAAGCUGGUUGCAAGGUCCUUAUUAAUUAUGCAAGAUCAUCCAAAGAGGCAGAGGAGGUGUCCAAGCAGAUUGAGGAGUAUGGUGGACAAGCUCUUACAUUUGGGGGAGAUGUUUCUAAUGAGGCUGAUGUGGAGGCUAUGAUUAAAACGGCAGUUGAUGCUUGGGGAACUGUUGAUGUGUUGGUAAACAAUGCGGGAAUAACUAGGGAUGGUUUGUUAAUGAGAAUGAAGAAAUCUCAGUGGCAGGAAGUUAUUGAUCUCAAUCUCACUGGUGUUUUUCUUUGUACCCAGGCAGCUGCUAAAAUUAUGAUGAAGAAAAAGAAGGGAAGGAUAAUCAACAUUGCAUCGGUUGUUGGUCUAGUUGGCAAUGUUGGACAAGCCAAUUAUAGUGCUGCAAAGGCAGGAGUAAUUGGCCUGACGAAAACUGUUGCAAGGGAAUAUGCAAGCAGAAAUAUCAAUGUCAACGCUGUUGCUCCAGGGUUUAUUGCAUCGGACAUGACUGCCAAGCUUGGAGAGGACAUCGAGAAAAUUUUGGAGUCAAUCCCCUUAGGAAGAUAUGGACAACCAGAAGAAGUAGCUGGACUGGUGGAAUUCUUGGCUCUUAAUCCUGCUGCCAGUUACAUCACUGGACAGGUGUUAACUAUUGAUGGAGGAAUGGUGAUGUAAACCAGCAGUCUCUCUUUCUGGGAAACAGAAUUUCUACACUUCAGUAUUCAUCCUGAUGGGCAUGGCGGAUCAAAAGGGCAGUUAAUUAUGUGGUGAUUGUUGCUCAAUCUAGGAAAACUCCGUGAUAUAGAACUAGGGUUCUAGUUGUGUUGUUUUGCUGAAGCAUAAGAGGACGCUUUUCAAUAGGCACUUUCGUAGGGUGCAUUUGGCAUCUUGUUGCAUUUUGGUAUUCGUUUAGUCAGUCAUGUUGAGGUUGAAUAGGUGUAACACUAAUAUUUUAUGCAAUUCAGCCACUUUGCGAGUUGGUUCCCUUCUUGGUGAUGCUUUGCUGAUUGCUAGGAAUUCGCUUAUUUUGCU
Neltuma alba is the source of this 1466-nucleotide messenger RNA. Its product is annotated as 3-oxoacyl-[acyl-carrier-protein] reductase 4-like. The record is from RefSeq and is a predicted model, not a curated record. Lineage: Eukaryota; Viridiplantae; Streptophyta; Magnoliopsida; Fabales; Fabaceae. Gene Ontology annotation, molecular function: 3-oxoacyl-[acyl-carrier-protein] reductase (NADPH) activity; NAD binding. Gene Ontology annotation, biological process: fatty acid biosynthetic process.